UCCUCACCACCCCUCUCUCCGCCGCCGCCUCUCUGCUGCGGAUGAACGGGGAAACCCUGGCCUAAACCCGAACCCCCCACCGCGCCUCUCCUUUCCUGGACAAGCCGGGACCAGCGGCGGCUCGCGUCGGCGGACUCGAUGGGGAAGAGGAGCGGCAGCAAGAGGAAGGACAAGAACAAGGUCAUCCUCCCGCCGGAGCUGCCGCCGGAGGUCGACGACGACGCUGUUGAUGUCUCCGAUGAAGACAUCGAGUUCUACAGCCGCAACGAAUUCCACCACUUCGACCAGGAGCCCAUCGACAGGUAUGUCAAGAGGACCGCCGGCGACGAGGCCGAGGUCGAGCGCCUCUAUGAAGAGCGCGAGAAGAGGAAGGCCUUGAGGCGGCCCCGGGAGGAGAAUGACGAUUUGGAGGUGGACCCCGUGGACGCGCUCCCCAUCAAGAACCUGCAAGGGGAGCUCGUCUACAAUAGAGCAAAGAAAGCAAGGUCUGAAGAAAAUACUGGCAGUACGAAGUCUCAAGAGAAUGGUGCAGAUGCCAAGCAGGGUAUUAACAAAGAUGAACAAACAGGCAAAUCUAAGAACAAAAAGGGAGGUGACAAAGUGAAAAAUACACAAUCUCACAUUGAAGUUCCAAAGGGGAAACUACACUCAGAUGUGCUGGAAGAAGUGAAGGAGGAGCUUUCAGCUGAGGAGUUAUUCGAAAAAAAGAAAGCGCAACUUGCUGAAUUGGGGAUGGCUAUGCUUGAAGAGCCUGAGUCGAAUAUUAGAUCUCUGAAUGAUAUGUUAAGCAUAAGCAAUGACAAAGACCAAAAAGUUGUUAAACUUGGUCUGAUGUCCUUGCUUGCUGUGUUUAAGGACAUUAUUCCAAGUUAUCGGAUUAGGCAGCUAACAGAAAAGGAGCUAGCAGUAGAAGUUUCAAAAGAAGUGAAGAAAACUAGAUAUUAUGAAUACACACUUAUCCGCUGCUACAAGGCAUAUCUACAGAAACUGAUAUCAUUGGAGAAGCAACCCCACUUUUAUUCUGUUGCUGUUCGAUGCAUGUGCGCUUUAUUAGAUACAGCUCCACAUUUUAACUUCCGUGAAAGCCUAUUGGCCAGUGUGGCAAAAAAUUUAAGCUCCUCAGACGAUGUAGUAAGGAAAAUGUGUUGUGAAACAAUAAGAUCAGUAUUUAUAAACGAAGGAAAACACCGUGGCGAGGCAACAAUUGAAGCUGUAAGGUUGAUUGCAGAUCAUGUGAAGCUUAAUGAUUGCCAGCUCCAUCCCGAUAGCAUUGAGGUCUUCCUGUCUUUGAGAUUUGAUGAAGAUCUUGGAGAAGAUGAAACCGAGGAGCAAAAGGUGAAACCAAAAAAGAAUAAACAUCGGCAAAAUCAGGAGGCCCCAAAGCCAUUGCCAGUUAGUGAUAAGAAGAAAACCAGACGGGAACUGAUCUCAAAAGCUAGAGAGGAGGUUGAUGCAGAUCUUAGGGCGGUUUCCUUCACCCUUGAUCCCAAGGAGAGAAAAGGGAUACAAAGAGAAACACUUUCUGCUCUCUUUGAGACGUACUUCCGCAUUUUGAAGCAUAGCAUGAGCACUUCAAAUUUAAGGUCCAAGGCCAAUAUUGUCUCCCCCGGUGCCUCACACCCAUUACUCGCUCCAUGCUUGGAGGGUUUAGGAAAAUUUUCACAUUUAAUUGAUUUGGAUUUCAUGGGUGAACUUAUUGCUUGCCUCAAGAAGCUUUCUGGGUAUAGCGACCGUCAGGAUGGAACACCUCAUGAUAACACACUGUCCGUCUCAGAACGCAUGCAAUGCUGCAUAGUUGCCUUUAAAGUCUGGAGGAGCAACCUUGAGGCAUUGAAUGUAGACCUGCAGGAUUUCUUUGUACAACUCUAUAACCUCAUACUGGAGUAUCGUCCUGACAGGGAUCGUGGUGAGGUGUUGGCAGAUGCUCUGAAGACACUCCUUUGGGAAGGCAAGCAGCAGGAUAUGCUAAGAGCUGCUGCUUUCAUAAAACGUUUGGCCACAUUUGCUCUCUCAUUUGGCUCUGCAGAAGCCAUUGCAGCGUUAGUCACACUGAAGCAUCUCCUGCAAAAGAAUAGCAAGUGUCGUAACAUGUUGGAAAAUGAUUCCGGUGGCGGUUCUCUGUCUUGCUUAGUUGCGAAAUACAACCCUGAGGCUAAAGAUCCAUAUCUGAGUGGCGGACUCGCGUCAGUUCUUUGGGAGCUCAGCCUCCUAGAGAAGCACUAUGAUAUCUCUGUUUCUUCAAUGGCUUCGAAUAUCUUGAGUAUGGCAACUUUGAAUCCCACCCAGAACCCCGUUCCGAUUUUGAAUGUGAACCCCCUUGAAGCAUAUAGAGACUUGUCAAUCGAACGGGAAUUAUCAAAGCCAGCCAGCAAAGCACUGUCACUGAAUCUCAAAAAGAGGCGGCGUGGUAAGGAAUUUGUUGCGCUAAACCCAGAGGUGCUUCGGAAGGCAGAUUGCUCAGUGGAUAAACAAGAGCUCGAAGAGAAGUUACAGAGCCAUUUUGCAGUACUAAGAGGUAUCUCAGAGAAUGAGAGGUUGCGGGCUGAGUUGAACCACACAUUGUCAUCCAUAAACAUGUACAAGGAGUACAAGAAGCAGAAGAAGAAAAACAUGAAAUCAAAGAUUAUUAGGAAAAAAGUAGCAAGGGUUUAGACAUUAUGUUCUGCGGAUCUUUGCUCACCAGUGAUUAAAUGGUUGUAAUCUUCUAGCAAUUUUGGCAUAUUUCUCGUGGUGGCAAACUGGCUACCAUAGCCCUGGGUUCUGCUACCUUUUUUGGAUUGUAUACACGAUACAGUAGUGAAAAACUUGACUUUGCUUGUGAUUAUGCUGAAA
Molecule: messenger RNA, 2832 nt
Organism: Panicum hallii
Lineage: Eukaryota; Viridiplantae; Streptophyta; Magnoliopsida; Poales; Poaceae
Product: nucleolar complex protein 3 homolog
Exons: 13
Coding region: 139-2652 (837 amino acids)
Biological process (GO): DNA replication initiation
Cellular component (GO): nucleolus
Molecular function (GO): chromatin binding
Source: RefSeq, a predicted model, not a curated record